Molecule: messenger RNA, 1422 nt
Organism: Paraglomus occultum
Lineage: Eukaryota; Fungi; Glomeromycota; Glomeromycetes; Paraglomerales; Paraglomeraceae
Source: the annotation of a GenBank genome assembly
AUGAACACAAAAGACAGCGUAAUACAUACAUAUUUCGAGCGAAAGCCUACAGAUUGGAGUAUUCGGGGGUUCUUGAACGAAUGCGAGGAGAAACAAUUCAAACUAAAAAUCGAAGCUUAUUGCUUAUCACUUGAAAACAUUAUUAAACAGGGAAAAUUAAAUAAUAGACAUGAUAAAGCCCAGCUCUUGCUGGCUCGGUAUAAGAAGAAAAGAAAGAAAGAUCAGGAAGAUGAAGAAGAGGACGAAGGGAUUGACGACCCAGCAAUACGUUAUAAUAGAUUGAUAGUGGGAAUUGAAACUGCACGAGAAAAUCAAACGGCCUGUUUGAUGACCCCGCUGUGUUGGGGUGUCAUAGAUCUUAGAGCACAGAAUGUCUCUCCGUGCCCAAAACACCCUCGUGCGAAAGAAUUUCUAUCAGAUACGGAAGUUCAAAAACUCCAACAAACGGCUAUUGAAAUUAUAAAUAAAGAAUCACAUUUGAGCCUAUCUGCUAAAACACUUCUGGAGACGCUUCAAUGUAGCACUUUCAGUCUCAAAAAACUCAUUAAGGAGAAGAGGGCUCGGGGGAUCGAAGGUAUUUGUUCCUUGCUUAAAAUAGACGCGGAAAUAUAUGACAAAGAUACCCAGUACGUUGGAGAAUGUAUGGAUGCCUUUUAUAGUUGGGUACAUAUAUACGGUGGGACGACCAAUAUAGAACGAACUGUCGAUAUGCACCUAAUUGGUCCGUUCUCAAAAACACCCGUGGAGAAAGUCAUUCGGAUGCCGACAGAGACGAGAAGUCUUCCCGGUCAGAAUCAGGAGCAACUGGAAAGGCGUGGAAAUGGGCACGAGAUUGGCAUUGGAGAGAACACUGGCCCCACUCAUAAGGACCAUCAUAAAAAAAGUGUCACCGAUUUUGUAGAUGUCAUAAAUGUUGCUCGAUCGCAACAUAUUCGUUUCCAAACGGAGUGCAUAGAAAAAAGUGGGCACAAUCCUCUUCCCUCAAAUAUUGAGAAUGUAUUGAAGUCUGUAGCGAUUCCCUUUUUCCAAGUAAUCGGGAUGAAAAUCCGAUUCUACAUUUUAAUACAAAUCAAUGGUGAUUUGUACGGUAUGUGGGAAUGGUCUUCGCAAGACCUACCAAGAAAGGAUGAUGACAUUAUAACUGUGACGGCAUUAUGUAAAAAAUUCCUAAUCCAUCGAAAUCUUCUAAACAAAACAUCCAAUCUAACUCAAACGGCUGUUAGACUUUCGCAAGUUUUCAGAGAAAAUGUAGAGAAUAUGCAAUAUGUUCAUAUUAACAAAUCUGUCAAACUGAGUCCUAUAGUGGCUCCAAAAGAAAAAAGAGAAGACAAUUUAAUAUGGAAGGAAAGCAGUGAAAAUGCUGGAGAGAGGGAUGAACCAGCUAUAGUUUUACCAGAGGACGUUUGCGAAGAUGAGGAAUGA